AUGGUCAUGGACGAUCCCUCGCUGCGCGCGCUGACCGAGGCAACGGCCGGUGCAGUGGGUGGCCUGCUGAGCACCACUAUCCUAUACCCGCUUGACACGUGUAAAACGAGAUUUCAAGCGGAGGCGGCUUCAGAUGGACGAAAACGAUAUAGCAACAUCGCGGACGUGCUGCGCGAGGCAGUGGCGAGCGGGGACAUAUCGUCUCUAUACGCGGGGCUGGCGACGAAGAACAUGCAGUCGGUGCUCACGGGCUUCGUCUACUUCUACGCCUACUCCUUCUUCAAGACGCGCUACCUCGCCUCCGCGCACCAGAAGAACCUCGGCCUGCUCGCCAAUCUCGCCGUCGCCGCCUCCGCCGGCGCGUGCACCGCCGUCGUGACGCAGCCGUGGGACACACUAUCGGCGCGCAUGCAGACGAGUCGGCCGGGCGAGGGCAAGGGGUUCGUGCAGAUGCUGCGCGAGGGCGGGCUCGCGCACGCAUUUGACGGGCUCGGCGUGUCGCUGCUGCUCGUCUCCAACCCCGCCAUCCAGUACACCAUGUUCGAGCAGAUCAAGACGCGCUGGCUGCGCCGAAACGCCACGCUCGCAGCGACAGCGGACACCUGUGGUCCGCCGCCAGUCCUGUCAGCAGCGGCAGCGUUCAUCAUCGGCGCGCUCUCCAAGACCAUCGCCACCAUCGCCACAUACCCUGCCAUCAGGUGCAAGGUGAUGAUGCAGCGGGCAGAGACGGAGGAGGAGAAGCAGCGCCGGGCAGCAGGAGACCUCACGGCUGGCCCUCCAAAGUCCAUGGCCCUGGCGAUGCGAGUCAUAUGGCAGACGGAGGGACUGCCGGGGUUCUUCAAGGGCAUACAGGCGCAGAUUCUCAAGACAGUGCUGUCGUCCGCGCUCAUGCUCAUGAUCAAGGAGCAGGUCUCCUUCACCUCGCGCUCCCUCGUCCUCGCCAUCCACCGCUCCCUCUCCUCCCUCUCCUCCUCCUCUUCCUCCUCCGCCUCUGCAGCAGCACGCAGGUCUGCUGCUGCCGCUGCUGCUGCGCUCCCAGCGCCUGUGAAGGCAGUUCCUGUUCAGGUUGCGGUGACCCGUACACCCCCUGCUGCUGCUGCCGCUGCUGGUCCCGCUUUACAUCAUAGUCUCCCUGUGGCGUCUGCUCCUGCUCCUAUGGCCGCUGUGGCAGCAGCUGCAGCAGCAGCAACGGCAGGGUCGACCAGAAGCUCUGCUCACUCUCACGUGCCUGCAGUUAGGCCGUCUGCCUCUGCUGCUCACUUCACUACCAGCCACUCACCGGGCAUUGUGUUUGCUCCCUCGGUGCUGCCACCCCCCACAUCCACGCUACACUUGCAUGCGGCAGGGUCACCGAUGCAAAGGCCUGGGGGAAGCAGAGCAGGGGGUGCAUUUGACCGCCUAUCGACAGUCAUUGGGUCUUUCCAUGCGUCACCUCUCAGAACGUCAACAUCCUCCUGCAACUGCCGCCCGGGCUCGCUGUCCGCCACGUGGAGCGGGGAAACGUCGCAACGCCACGUCAUCCGCGAGGCAGCCGUGCUGCGGAGCCGUGCGCGAGUGAGACGCGUCAAUAGACCCACGUGGCGAGCACACGCCACACCCUCCUCCUCUUCCUCCUCCUCUUCCUCCUCUUCUUCUUCCUCUCCCACCCCCUCCUCCUCCUCGCCGUCCUCCUCCGCGCCUCUCUCGCUGCAAGAUAGCGACGACGGGAGCGAUGACGUGUCGUCGCCUCGCUCCAUAGCUGCAGGGCUGCACCGCCGCUACCGCGCCGUCGUUGACAGCGGCUACCGCGACCACCUUAAGGAGUUCGCGCGAGCAGCAGUGGCGGCGUAUGCAGUGGGGUGCACGGAGGAGGGGCUACGGCGGGAGCUCACUGCACUGCUCUCCGUACAACCCCCCGAUCCUCCCUCAACAGCAGCAGCAACCGAAGGAGCAGCAGUAUCUGAAAUAGCAACAGAAACGGGAGCAGCAGCAUCAGUAAUGGACACAGAAGCAAGCGCUGCAGAGGAAAAGGACUUGUCAUUGUCGUCCUUGUCAUUUCCCUCGUCUGUGCCAUCCGCAGCAGAUGUUUCCGCAGAAUCACGGCAUGAGGUGCAGGAGUGUGUGCUGUGGGUGGCGAUAGUGUUUGUCACGAUAGCGGUGCUACCGCAGCCUGUGGUGACGCGGUGGGCCAUGUCCAAGGCAGCGUCACCCGAUUCGCACGUGCAGUGGAAGGGCUUCUGCUCGCUCAUUGCCAACGCUUACUACACACAGGGCAUGGCCUGUGCGACUGCUUUAUCCUCCAUCCACGUCCGCUUCCCCAGUUGUUCACUCUGCUUCCAGCACAGAGUCCCUUUCCCCCCUCCCUCACCACAUCCGAUCCCCUCGCAUGGACGUCUGGUACCCCGAGUUUUGGCAGCAGAUGGAGCAGUUGACAGCAGCGUGGUGGGCGUGGCAACUCCCAGAGUCGCCCGUGCCAUAGCAAUCCCAGAUUCACAUCACAGUACUGUGCGUGUUCUAUCACUUCCCCACAUCCGUCUCUCCCACACACCCUCAUUACACACCACCAGGUACCCCCUAAGUCAGGGACUCAGUGGGUCGGCUGCAGAUGGAGCAGAUGGCUAUAGUGUAGUGGUACUCGGUGGGGCGGCUGCAGAUGGAGCAGAUGGCGGUGGCGGGGGUGGCGGAGCCAGCAGCGGUGGUGGCGGACAGAAUGCGCCUCGUCUUCACCACUCUCGAGGUCGUCGACCCCCGAUGGGGGGGCCUGCAAGACUUCCCCACGCUCUGAUUACCUCACUCCUCAUUGGCCCUCGAGAUGACAUGCUGGCACUCCGGAAUCUGUGCUGCCCCAGACUGGCUUUUGUUGAGCCUGAAUCCUUGUAG
This is a messenger RNA of Closterium sp. NIES-65, 2859 nucleotides long. NCBI's taxonomy places the organism in Eukaryota, Viridiplantae, Streptophyta, Zygnematophyceae, Desmidiales, Closteriaceae. The record is from the annotation of a GenBank genome assembly.